Lethenteron reissneri (Far Eastern brook lamprey) is the source of this 3529-nucleotide messenger RNA. Its product is annotated as ankyrin repeat and SOCS box protein 2-like. NCBI's taxonomy places the organism in Eukaryota, Metazoa, Chordata, Hyperoartia, Petromyzontiformes, Petromyzontidae. Gene Ontology annotation, molecular function: protein binding. The record is from RefSeq and is a predicted model, not a curated record. Gene Ontology annotation, biological process: intracellular signal transduction.
GCGCGCUCCGAGCGCGACGACACGUCCCGAGAGAGACACAGAGAGACAGAGGAGGAAACACAAACCACUACCUGCGAUGGCGACGGGGCUGCAGCGCCACAGCAGCGCGCCCGACUUUGAGAGCGCUGAGCGGAUGUGCGUGGAGGAGGACUACUCCCUGUACGGCAGCCUGAGCGAGGACGAGCAGAUCUGCCUCGCCAUCGAGCAGAGCCUGCAGGAGCUCGCGGGCAGAGGCGCGACGCCGCACAAGCCCGGCGCGGCGCCCGUGCUCGCCGUCACGGGCAGGAGCCAUACGCCGGCCGCACCGACGCAUCGCCCCGUAGCGGCGAACGACGUGUCCAGCAGGAGCAACCAGAGGAACGAGCAGCAGACGACAGAGGGGCUCGUGUCACGGCAGGGCGCCCGCAACUGGCGCUCCCUCCCUCGCCAGAUCUUUCAGGAGCAUCAGCAGAGCACCGACCCGGUGGCGCUGGCCAUCGAGAAUGACGACGUCUCGAUGCUGCAGAGGAUCAUCGUGACCGGCACCGACCUCAGCAAAGUCCAGGGCCCAGACACCGUCCACCCGGUCCACGCGGCAGCCUUCCUCAACAAGCCCCGCUGCCUGCGGUUGCUUCUGCAGAAGUACCCGCAGCUGGUGAAUCUGCGCUCGCGUAACAACGAGACUCCGCUGACGCUGGCAUCUGGCACUUGCAACCUGGAAUGCAUGAAGGUGCUGCUGGGCAUGGGCGCCUCCCCGGACGUUUGCCAGAGCUACAAGGAGACGCCACUGCACCAAGCCUGCGAAUGUGCCAACAUCGAGGCAGCCUCGCUGCUCAUCAAGUUCAACGCCAACGUCAACUUCCGCGGCAACCACGGCCACACGCCGCUGUACGAGGCAAUCUCUAAGAACAACCUGGACAUGGUGAUCCUCCUCAUGUCCGCCGGGGCCAAGAUGAACGUGGCCAACGAUUACGGUGUCUCGCCGCACUUCGUCGCGGCCGAAUGUGGCCACCUGGCCAUCCUGAGACACCUCGUGAGCCUUGGUGCUGACAUCGACACGGAAGCGAGGAACGGAGCGACGGCCCUCUACGAGGCGACGAAGAACAACCACGGGGACGUGGUGGAGUUUCUGUUGUCGGUGGGCGCCAACGCGAACAAGCCCACCAAGGAGGGCCUGCUGCCCCUGCACAUCGCCGCGUCAAACGGAAACGAGGAAAUGGUCUGCCUCCUGCUGCCCGGCACGAAAAAGGCUCGCAUCAAGCGGUGCGGCAUCAGCCCGCUGCACCUCGCCGCCAAGAACGGCCACUACGACGUCCUGCAGAUCCUCAUCAACAGCGGCUUCGACGUCAACUUCCAGCUGUCGGACGACCACUCGUUCUUCUACGAGGACCGCCGCACCACCGCCCUCUACUUCGCCGUCGCCGCCACCGACGUCGACUGCGCCGAGCUGCUCCUCGAGUCCGGCGCCGACCCCAACCUGGACCCCAUCAACCCGCUGCUCGUCGCCAUCCGCCUCCACGCUCACUCGCUCGUCGGGCUCCUGCUGGCGCACGGGGCCGACGUGAACGCGUGCGUCGCCACGCACCCGACCGCCUUCCCGGCCGCCGUCAUGUUCUCCCUGCAGGACCUGCGCACCCUCGAGCUGGUGCUGAGGCACGGCGCCAGCGGGGAGGCCUGCUUCCGAUGCCCCUUCGGCGGCGGGAAGCACCCGCCCGUGCCGCCCAAGAGGAGGAAUUCGGACGACACUCGGGUGAACGCCCAGCCCAGGGUGGUGCACUUCUGCGAAUUGCUGGUCUCCGACGAGCUCGAGUCUUGGGCUGGGCCGAUCGUCGACGUCCUCCUCAACUUCGUGACCGACGUGCGCUUGUGCUCCCGCAUCAAGGAGCAACUGGAUAGCUACCACGAGUGGAGCCCCAUCAUCGAGAUGGCAGAAAACCCACGUCCGCUCUCCCACCUGUGCAGGAUGACGAUCAGAAGCCUGUUUAAAUCUCAACGCAUGCGCCUGAUCGAUUCGCUGCCUUUGCCCAAGAGACUGCGUGACUACUUGCUCCACAAAUCCGGAGAAGAGGACUGAGCAUGCAUUUCACGCCGCACGUCUGUGCCAUUGCUGAGAGCAGACUUCUCGCUUGGUAAGGGGUGGCUCUGUGUGUUCCACUGAGGCUCAUGGUUCCGAGCGCGAGCCGUCCUUUCGUGCCACCAAUAUCUCAAGUGUAUUGACAAUAAAGGUUUUUGGGGUUAGAUCGCGUAAGUAUAAACGUGUCGUAACCCUCCACCACCCGACACAGCCAGUAAGGUUUGUCACGUAAACAACGCGCCAAUUAGUUUACUACUACAGCGCACCGGUACGUUGGAGAGUAAAUGCACAACAUUUACAAUUACAUGGCUGAUGUGCGAGCCAUCCCCGAAGAUGAUGUUUAGGUCAGUCAGGAGUCAUAUUUUCUUCUCUCCUCGGGUGCAGUACAACCCCGCAGCUCGAAGCAGUGUGCUCAUGUGUACCAGAACUGUGGUCGUUUCGUCAAAUAUUAUCUGCAGUUCCACACAUCCAUGAUACAGGUUUUUUGGGGGUUAGAUCGCGUAAAUAUAUAAACGUGUCGUUAAACCCGCCAUCACCCGACACAGCCAAUUAGUAAGGGUUGUCACGUCAACAGAACGUGCCAAUUCGUGUUAAACUGUUCCACAAAAGGCCACAGCAUGCUGGGAGCUACGUAAAAUCCAAUUGUGCAGUAACUCAUCCUGGGAUAUGUGAUUGUACAGCAUUCACAACACAGGGUUCUGAAUGCAUCGAUGCAUUGAUACGUCAAUUCAGAUUGAUUGGUAGGCUUAUAAUUGUUCAUGUGUUGAACUGUGCACCUAAGAGUCUGCUAAUUUUGAUCGGCGUGUCCUCUAUCCGCUAUAACCCUGGAUCCACUCGCGAUUCUACGUGAAUCACAAAAGCAAAAUAAAAAGUAAUCGAAUCUCGAAUCUAAUUGCGGCCCCAUGUCGUAACAAUUCAUAGGGAUGCUUUAUUUCGUGCCUAUCACAUGUCCCGACUCUAUAGGCCCGAUACAGUAUAGGGCUUUGAGCUUCAUAACACACGUGUUAAACAAAAAUGUGAAAGUAAUAUAUUAUGCAAUCCAAAUUGUACGCUGCAAAUACUUUUCAACAGUGUAGAUAACUCCAUAGUAAGUUGUGCCUGGAUUAUCUGCAUGUAAACAAGCAGAAUUUUGGCUAAUAGCGUAAACUGGCUUGCUAUUGUUAAGCACCUUGUGCGUACUGUUUAUAUGCGAUAUACGAUAAUCAGGAUUUACUUUAAAUCUCAUCUAAUCUAAAGACGUCUGCAACUUAUUGGCACGAGCAUUGCAAAGCCAUACCUUUAAUGAUGUCUACUCUAUUUUAUAAGCUGAUUGUGUACACUCUUUCUAUGCACAGGCAUUCUUACGAUGCCUCUCUGCACUAGAGGAGAGCGUUCGGAUUUCAUUUUACGUUCAAUGUGUAUUUUAUUUUUUACUUGCAUUUUUUUAUUGCAUAGAAAUCAUCAGUCAGUUUGUAAGAUAUCCAAAGGCAGUGUUUU